AUGUCUAUUCAAGUUUCCUUAGAUGACACAGAAUUUUCUCUGGUUUUGGAUGCCCUGCAGCUCAUGCAAAGCAAGCUAGCUGUGGCUCUUGCUAAUCGAUUACUCAGCCAUAACCCACCUUCACCACAUUCAACCAAAGACAAUCCAGUGGGAGGCAGACAACAUGCAGGUGGAUGUGCUCUUUCGGGUGGCAAGGGAUCUCACCGGAUGCAACCUUACCGACUUUGCCCUAGGAACUCCAGGAAUUUGGCUAUGGGAGGAAGGUGGACCAUUGGAGAAAAAACGGCCUGUUCUUCCAAUGUCUCGGCAGAAGCCUUCAUUGGGGUAAUUGCGGCCAUGGAUACUGGUCUUCAGUCAGAUCUGGCCCAGUGGAUGGAGAGUAUUCACUCUGUGGCAUCUGAGAUUCAGUUGUCAGGUGCUACUAUGACGUCUUUGACUUACCAGUGUAAGGUUUGGGGCGGAAAGGGUGUUGGGUGGAGUUUGAUUUCCGUGGUGAACUACAUGCAGCUAGCAAUGAAAUGCCAGAGUAUGAUAGAUUUAUCCACUAAUUACAGCGAUUUAUAUGAAACCCUACCGGUGGACAGACCUACCAUUCACACCUUUCUGUUCUGGAUUGCCAUGGGUUUCAAGUUCAUGCACUUGGCAGCAGGGGGGAUGCAAGCCAACGUGCCCUGGGAAAUCACCAAGAUGUUGAGAAGGCCAAAUGCCUGCGAAAGCGAUUUACAGGUUCUCAUAGAAAGGAGAAUUAUACCAAUAAUAUCUCGUCUGCAUAAAGCCCUACCUUUGAGCAUGCCUGGUGCAUUUGUAACCCUGGACAGAGAGGUGGAUUGGACGUGCAUUAGGGACACUGACCGCCUUUUUGAUGGGGUGAAUACUAAUAAUUACCAGCUCCCUUCUCAGCACAAAUCGGCUUGGAGAAGUUGUCUAGACCCUUGCUGGGAUGAGACACUGAGCCUGGGGUGCAUCACCAGGUCAAUUGGAGAUGUCAGUGCAGCAACAGCACUUACGGCUUCACCUGCUGUAAGACUACCACACUUACCUGAAUUCUUCAACAACUCUACCUCUAUCAAGACGCUCCCAAAGUUGAUUUCCAUAGAGACAGCCUUUGACUGUGAGGCUCCUGAGAACCGACACAAUCCGGUUAAUGGCGACAAAGUGCAGAACUUGCUGUGGACUAUUGAGCAGCAAAAGAUCAUUGAGGAGAACGCAGUAAUAAUCACAGACACGGAAGAUUUAAAGGCAAAGCUAUCCAUGUUCUACCCCUCUGGAAUUAAACAACUGGACACCUACAUCAAGAUUCCAAUGUCUAUCCUUCCAGGAGCAUUGGAAAUUUGCAACUUGGAUGGGAGCCUCAUAGUGUUCAUCUGCAAUUUCAUGCCUCCUUCAAUCCAUUGGAAUAGAUAUGGUCUUUCAGGCAACACGGCACCUGCUGACAUGCACCCUCAUGAUUUGGUGGCUACAUCAGGCAGAACUAACCUCACACAAACGCUGCCUUACAUGUCAUGUGAAACUUUCAAAUACGAGCAACUGUAUCUCAACAUCCAGAAUAACCUAAGGGAGGUUUUUGAGUGGAUAGAGCAGACAGUAGCUCAUUAUCUUCCAGAUGACUAUAUUGUUCUUGCUGAGCUCGUUGAUAUUCUUCCCAACACUGGUGGAUCACCGGUAAAACCUUUCUUGUCUCUGGUGGUGAACAUCAACGUCUGCACAAAAGGUCAUCAGGACGGAAAGGACUUUCACCUAUGUUUAGUGCUGCCCAUCGGUAGCUUUGUAGGGGGUGGACUGGUGAUGAGGGAGCAGGGAGUUGUUGUUGAGAUGCAUAAUGAUGAAACAACACAUUUCAACUUGGACUACCUAGGUGAAAGAGCCUCCUUGGUACUUCAUUCAGAUGGGGAGUUUCAGAAGUGGAAGGAUAAUCGCAAUGGUUGGAAGGAUCAUGGGUGCUUCAAUUCCACUUAG
This is a messenger RNA of Suillus subalutaceus, 1956 nucleotides long. RefSeq lists its product as uncharacterized. The record is from RefSeq and is a predicted model, not a curated record. The transcript has 9 exons. Lineage: Eukaryota; Fungi; Basidiomycota; Agaricomycetes; Boletales; Suillaceae. The coding region runs from base 1 to 1956 and encodes 651 amino acids.